This is a messenger RNA of Pseudovirgaria hyperparasitica, 696 nucleotides long. Its product is annotated as ribosomal protein L10e. The coding region runs from base 31 to 696 and encodes 221 amino acids. The record is from RefSeq and is a predicted model, not a curated record. Gene Ontology annotation, molecular function: structural constituent of ribosome. The transcript is spliced from 3 exons. Gene Ontology annotation, biological process: translation; ribosomal large subunit assembly. Gene Ontology annotation, cellular component: cytosolic large ribosomal subunit; ribosome. NCBI's taxonomy places the organism in Eukaryota, Fungi, Ascomycota, Dothideomycetes, Acrospermales, Acrospermaceae.
CACCUCACGACCGCCAUCAAUACCGACAAAAUGGCCCGUCGCCCUGCAAGAUGUUACCGUUACUGCAAGAACAAGCCGUACCCAAAGUCGCGGUUCAACCGUGGUGUACCUGACCCGAAGAUUCGCAUCUUUGAUCUUGGUCGCAAGCGUGCGAACGUCGAUGAAUUUCCCCUCUGCAUCCACCUCGUCUCCAACGAAUACGAACAGUUGAGCUCCGAAGCUCUUGAAGCCGCUCGUAUUUGCGCCAACAAGUACCUCGUCAAGAUCGCCGGAAAGGACAACUUUCACAUGCGUGUCCGCGCCCACCCGUUCCACGUUGUCCGAAUCAACAAGAUGUUGUCGUGCGCCGGAGCCGAUAGACUCCAAACCGGAAUGCGUGGUGCCUGGGGCAAGCCCAACGGCAGUGUCGCCCGUGUCAACAUUGGCCAGAUUCUCCUGUCCGUCCGCACCAAGGAUACCAAUCGUGCCACCGCUCUCGAGGCUCUCCGUCGCUGCCAGUACAAGUUCCCCGGUCGCCAGAAGAUUAUCGUUUCCAAGAAAUGGGGUUUCACCAAGCUCAACCGUGACCAAUAUGUCGAGGAGCGCAAGGCGGGUCGUGUCAAGGUCGAUGGUGCAUACGUUCAGUUCCUGAGGAACAAGGGUAACCUUGAGUCCAACAUGAGGCGCUUCCCCACUGCUUUUGAGUCAGAGGCUUAG